AUGUUCGAGUCCACCCCGUUGGUUCGGCGGGAACCGGAUGGGCGUUCUUUGCGAGACCGAGUUGUUGAGAUGUUUCGCCCCCAGAGUGGCCUGAGACUUUAUUCAAAUCCGACUUCUAUCCAUGGAGGCGCCGAAAACAAUUCAAGCAGGGAGAUUGGGACCACGAGCGAGCCGGGUGUGAGGACGCGCCUGCUGGAAUCCUACGACCAUGCGGAUCCCAUUUGUGGCGACCGGCGCUGUAGCCAUGGCACAUUCUCCCCGCGAGUGGAGGAUGCAGAGCGGCAAUUAUACCUUGGACAGAAUCAAAAUUUGGGUCAUGGAGGGAAUGGAGAAGCUGCCGCAGCACCCAAUCGCUUCGCAGACUCAGACGGCCCCGAACCAGGCGCGGAUUCGGAGAAUCUAUCGCAGAUGAAGUCGUCUUUCACGGCACUUUCAAUGAAUGGCAAUAAGAAAUUGUACAUCUCCUAUUACAUACCCUUUUUCAGUUGGAUUGGGCAGUAUCGCUGGUCCCUCCUUCGUGGGGACCUCAUAGCUGCGCUGACGAUAGCAUCCAUUUACAUCCCAAUGGCCCUUUCGCUGGCGGCAAAUCUGGCUCACGCACCACCCAUUAACGGCCUUUAUUCUUUCGUGAUCAAUCCCUUUGUCUAUGCGAUUCUGGGAAGUUGCCCUCUUUUGGUGGUGGGCCCAGAGGCUGCCGGCUCUUUGUUGACGGGAGCCAUUGUCAAGGCCAGCGUCAGCGAGGGGCACUCGGGCGAGGAUGACAAUUUGGAAAACGCCAUGGUUGUUGGCGUAGCCACCGCCAUGGCUGGUGGCAUGAUCCUGGUCGCUGGUCUUACUCGACUUGGCUUUUUGGAUAACGUGCUGAGCCGACCAUUCCUGCGAGGAUUUAUUACUGCCAUCGGCUUCGUGAUUUUUGUUGACCAGCUCAUUCCGGAAUUGGGGCUGGCUGAUCAGGCCAAAGAAGACGGAGCCAGUCACGGCACCACAGUUGCAAAGCUCGCAUUCAUUUUCCGAAAUAUCAGGGACUCUCAUGCACUUACUGCGGCUGUCUCGUUUAUCAGUUUUACCAUAAUCAUGGUCAUCCGGACCUUGAAAAAGUGGCUCAUGCCGCGCAUUCCCCAGGUGGUUUACUUCCCCGAUCGAUUUCUGAUCGUGGUGCUGUCGGCAAUCUUGGCCUGGCACUUGAACUGGGAGGACAAAGGGCUGGAAUUGCUAGGACAUACUGAGAUCAGCUCCAGCAGACUCUUCGCAUUCAAAUGGCCGUUUCAGUUCGAGCAUAUGAAACACGUGCGUACCGCGAUGAGCAAGGCGUUUAUAAUUGCACUCCUUGGCUUCUUCGAGUCGUCUGUCGCGGCCAAGGGCCUGGGCGAAGGCGGUCCUGACGGAAUUCAGGGCAUGCGCAUGAGUGCUAACCGCGAGAUGGUAGCGCUCGGCGUGGCCAACGUUCUCGGUGGCUGCUUCAUGGCUCUCCCGGCGUUUGGAGGGUACGGACGAAGCAAGGUCAGCGCGCAGACUGGGGCUCGUUCCCCCAUGACUAGUGUUUUUCUGAGCAUCAUUACGUUCUUCACCAUUAUGGUGCUGUUGCCGUACCUCUUCUACCUUCCGAAAGCCGUUCUUUCCUCUAUGAUCUCAGUUGUCGCCUUCACACUCGUCGAAGAAUGCCCGCAAGACCUAUCAUUCUUCUUCCGUCUCCGCGGCUGGACUGAGCUCAGCCUGAUGCUACUAAUUUUCACGGCAACAAUCUUCUACUCGCUGGAGCUGGGCAUGGCCCUCGGGAUCGGCCUCUCAGUAAUCAUCCUAAUCCGACACGCGACACACCCACGCAUCCAGAUCCUGGGCAAGGUCUCCACAGGAACAGGGACGCGCUUCGAGAACGCAGAACUGCACCCGGAAAAUGUCGAGCUCGUCGCCGGCGCCCUGAUCGUCAAGAUCCCCGAGCCGCUCACCUUCGCCAACACGGGUGACCUCAAGAACCGCCUCCGCCGCCUCGAACUAUAUGGUUCCAGCCGCACACACCCAUCUCGGCCGCGCAUGCGCGCCCCGGAGCACAAUAAGAACAUCAUCUUCGAUGUUCACGGUGUCACCAGUAUCGAUGGGUCUGGUACACAGGUUCUGUGGGAGAUCGUCCAGGCCUACACGCAGACUGGUGUCUCUGUCUUCUUCUGUCGGCUGCCUACUGCCGGUGUCUUUCGCAUGUUUGAGCGGAGUGGCAUCGUUGAACAGUGUGGCGGUUUGACGCAUUUCGUGCCGAGUGUGGAUGAAGCGUUGCGCUUGGCUGAGACUGAAGAGCAUACGCAGGGAAUCUAA
Messenger RNA from Penicillium alfredii, 2307 nucleotides. RefSeq names its product SulP family inorganic anion transporter. Gene Ontology annotation, molecular function: sulfate transmembrane transporter activity. Bases 1 to 2307 code for a protein of 768 amino acids. Gene Ontology annotation, cellular component: membrane. The record is from RefSeq and is a predicted model, not a curated record. Gene Ontology annotation, biological process: transmembrane transport. The transcript has 4 exons. Lineage: Eukaryota; Fungi; Ascomycota; Eurotiomycetes; Eurotiales; Aspergillaceae.